AAGGAGCGGUUAGGGAAACUAGGUCGUAGUGGUGUGAGAGGAGAUAAGGGAUCCCCAGGGUCAGAGGGACCCCAGGGAGAGCCAGGGGAGUCGGACUCAGCAGGGUCUCUGUUCCAUUCUGCCUUCAGCGUUGCCAGAGGCACCGCCAGCCCUCCAGAGAAGGCCAGCCCCAUCAGAUUUACCUCUGUCAUCACUGAUGUUAACAAGGACUACAACACAGAGACUGGACGCUUCAGGAAAGUUAAAAUCAUGUUGUGUACGCCUCGUCUGACUGUCCUUUCAAUGCUGAGAGCCCGUACUGCAGCAUUUAAUGUCAGCAGAAGGACCCCCGGUGGCUCGCUACGUUCCCUCUCCCUCUUCCUCUCCUCCUAUUUUCUCCUUCCCUCUCCCGCUCCUCUCCCUCUCCUCCCCCUCUCCUCCCCUCUCCAGGUGAGUUCGGGGGGUCUGGCUACGUACUUGAAGAAGGAUCAGGAGGUGUGGUUAGAGACCAACGAUUACAACGGCAUGACGGGAAAACCUGAAGGGAACAGUCUCUUCUCUGGUUUCCUGCUCUACUCUCACUAACCUGAAGGGAACAGUCUCUUCUCUGGUUUCCUGCUCUACUCUCACUAUAUAUAUCUCUCUCUCUAUCCCUCCAUCCAUCCAUCCAAUCAAUCAAUCAAUCAAUCAAUCAAUUAAUGAAUUACUUAAUAAUGUUCUUCUAUUAUUCUGUUUUGAACAGUAAAGGCGUUUUAACUCAUGA
Molecule: messenger RNA, 742 nt
Organism: Oncorhynchus gorbuscha (pink salmon)
Lineage: Eukaryota; Metazoa; Chordata; Actinopteri; Salmoniformes; Salmonidae
Product: complement C1q subcomponent subunit C-like
Exons: 3
Molecular function (GO): protein binding
Source: RefSeq, a predicted model, not a curated record